CUCAGCACUACCAUGACUUCUUGCCUAGCUCCGGAGGACCGCAGCUGUUCUCACAGCGGCCUUGUGCAGGACAAGAAUCAUCCAAGAAAUCUUAUUCCAGAGCUCUGCAAACAGUUUUACCAUUUGGGCUGGGUCACUGGCACUGGAGGAGGAAUUAGCUUGAAGCAUGGCAAUGAAAUCUACAUUGCUCCAUCAGGAGUGCAAAAAGAACGGAUUCAGCCUGAAGAUAUGUUUGUUUGUGACAUAAAUGAACAGGACAUAAGUGGACCUCCACCAUAUAAGAAUUUAAAGAAAAGCCAGUGUACGCCUCUGUUUAUGAAUGCUUACACUAUGAGAGGAGCAGGAGCAGUGAUCCAUACACAUUCUAAGGCUGCUGUGAUGGCCACCCUUCUUUUUCCAGGACGGGAAUUUAAAAUUACACAUCAGGAGAUGAUAAAAGGAAUCAAGAAAUGUACCUCUGGAGGGUAUUACAGAUAUGAUGAUAUGUUAGUUGUCCCCAUUAUCGAGAACACACCAGAGGAAAAAGACCUUAAAGAACGAAUGGCUCGAGCAAUGAAUGAGUACCCUGAUUCCUGUGCUGUGUUAGUCAGGCGCCAUGGGGUAUACGUCUGGGGAGAAACAUGGGAAAAAGCUAAAACCAUGUGUGAAUGUUAUGACUACUUGUUUGAUAUUGCUGUAUCAAUGAAAAAGGUAGGGCUGGACCCAACACAGCAUCCAACUGGAGAAAAUGGAAUUUUAUAACCCAGGAUUUAAUAUUAUCCAGGGACCGAGCUAAAACACUCAAUCAGGAAUUCAAAAAGAAGACAAGGAGGCCUUCUGGACUAUUUUUGUAAAUUAAUUAUGUGUUUUUAUUGGAUAUAUUUUGUUAUUAAUAUGUCAUCACAUGAUACUCAUGGAGUAUAAUAUUUUUUUCUCUGCUUCAUUCAGUAAAUGAUGAUUAUUUCUUUACAUAUGUUUUACGAUAUGUUAUACACUAGCAAGAAAGGGAAUAAAAAUGUAAUCAAAUAAGGUUUUGGUUCUCUUUGUUUACCUCUUCUUCCAUCUCACAUCCUUCAAACAAGCACUC
Gracilinanus agilis (Agile Gracile Mouse Opossum) is the source of this 1066-nucleotide messenger RNA. RefSeq names its product APAF1 interacting protein (gene APIP). Gene Ontology annotation, molecular function: methylthioribulose 1-phosphate dehydratase activity; metal ion binding. The transcript is spliced from 7 exons. The coding region runs from base 13 to 741 and encodes 242 amino acids. The record is from RefSeq and is a predicted model, not a curated record. Gene Ontology annotation, cellular component: cytoplasm. NCBI's taxonomy places the organism in Eukaryota, Metazoa, Chordata, Mammalia, Didelphimorphia, Didelphidae.